This is a messenger RNA of Ostrea edulis (European flat oyster), 6169 nucleotides long. RefSeq lists its product as uncharacterized. Bases 823 to 2370 code for a protein of 515 amino acids. Lineage: Eukaryota; Metazoa; Mollusca; Bivalvia; Ostreida; Ostreidae. The transcript has 9 exons. The record is from RefSeq and is a predicted model, not a curated record.
UAGAAUAGGUCCUCAGCACACCUUGCUUGUCGUAAGAGGCGACUAAAUGGGGCGGUCCUUCGGAUGAGAACGCAAAAACCGAGGCCCCGUGUCACUGCAGGUGUGGCACGAUAAAGAUCCCUCCAUGCUCAAAGGCCAUAAGCGUUGAGCAUAGGCCUAAAUUUUGCAGCCCUUCACCUGCAAUGGUGACUUUUCCAUAUGAUUGAAAAAAUUCUCGAGUGGGACGUUAAAUAAUAUACAAUCAAUCAAUCAUAUUGCAUAUAAUGGUCUACUAAAAUUCAUUACAACCCAACCAGUGAAAAAUCAGCAUACCAUUUACAAAGCAUAGAUUUAGUAUACAUAUUCUUUGAUCAUUUUCUUAAAUUGUAAGGUAGUGCUUUUUUUGCAUAAAGUAAUUUUGGCAACUAAUAAUCGUUUAAGGGAUUGAAGCUGCGAUAGUCGUAGUAUAUUAAUUCUCAUUUAUUCGAGGAUAUCCAAAACGAACGUUUAAUCACUAUGUUUACGAUUUUGGAAGUGAAAACUAUGUAUAGCUAAUAGCUAUAAUAACAUUAGAAUACUGGUAUCAAUUCAAUACACGGCGUUUUUGGAAAAUAACUUUACUACCUAGAAAUGCGGGUUUUUUUUCUCACAAAUACAGGGAACCACCCUAAACAAAGAAAGUAUCCUCCAUUACAAAUGUCAGGUUGCAGUUAGUAUGACGAAAUUCAUUACCAGGAAAUUCAAAUACGCCAUGAAAUAAAAGCCACUUCAAUGAACUAUGUUUGCCAGUAUUUAAAAAUAUUGACAUCAUUUUCAUCUACCACUCGGGUGAUAAACCAUUGAAUGUUUCGCAUUAAUAAUCUAUUUUUAUCAAUGCUAUCGAUGGAGAAGACCUCGUUUGUGUACCGUGUAUUGUUACUGAUCGUCUUCAUUGUUUGUCUGGCGCUUCCUGCUCAAACACAGAAGAAUGUAAGUUGUUUCUCGUUUAUUCACACCGAUACCAAUAGUCCCAUGAAGUUAGAGGAUACUUGUUUUGAAAUCAGCGACAACAGAGUAAACACUAUGUAUACAGGUAUAUUUCUAAACGUGAUAAAGUCUUCAUGCAAAUAUUACGAUAUGCAAUUAGAAGAUGUCAAAAAGUAUAUUGUUGAGGAGUCCCACCAGCGGCCAUUGUGUAGAAUAAGGAUGACGAUGUCUAUCGAUACAACACAGUGCACAGAAACCAUUGCAAUAAUACAGCAUUUCUGUAAACAACCAAAAUCAAUUUUUUUUCAAGAUUGUUUUCCUGUCAACUGCCCAAGUACCAAUAAGAAGAAAAUAAAUGAGACUGAAGCGAUCAGUGUGUCCGGAUUUCCCAAACCAAAGAUGGGCAAUAUUGGACAAGGUGUUUACGAAAUUCCUACAUCUCACUGCAACAUGAAACAAUGUAAACUAGACAACUGCUCUACCAAAGAAAUGAAGAAAAGGAUUCCAAAAAAUGGAAUAAAUAACGCAGAACCAUCAAGACAAAAACAGUGUACAUUCCUCGCCAUUGGAAGUGCGGGUGGCGGAUUGCUGGUUGGAAUUUUAUCGACAUCCUUUGUAUGCCUUCUUGUCAACAAAUGUAGACGAAAUUACAGAAAUGUGGGCGAUGUAUCCUUUUCCACUCAAAAUGUUUUCCUAUUAACUGAGACGGAACGGAAAUCAUCGAUUCACUCUAAAGAGGGAGAGCCUGUAUAUCACGACAUCUCCCACAUCCCGGGUCACUCAAAAGCUAAAGCUAUUGUACAUAGCGUCAGCAAUGCAUUUUCCGACGAUCAACCCGAGCAGCGUUAUAGUGAAAGUCCAAAAAGUAGUUCAAGUGUGCAUGAGAACGGAAGUAUAUCAUCACAACUAUCACCAAAGAAUGCGGAAAGGGGAUCUAAAGAAUCAGUGAAUGGUGAGAAAGCUCAGGUUUAUCACACCUUGAACAGGGAUUAUAAGGACAAUUCUAGGAAUCUGGACGUUUUCAGUUGUGUAAUGACAGUUGAGAAAGAUCCCGAAAGCUACAAGAAGUCAGAAACAGUUCUGGAUACUAAGAGUAAACACUAUUCAACAUACGAGAGUCCUGUCCAACUGAGUCAUCUCAAAAGAAUUCAAACUGACCAAGCUGAAUCAAUUGAUUUCUUUGAUGAUAGAGUGGAAAUAUUGCAGGAAGUAAAAAUCACUUUAGAAGAUUCACCCCAGGUGUACCACACUCUUCAGAAAGAGGAGGAGGAUUAUGAUGCCGAAAAAAUGGCCGCUUGCACAGACAGCGAUCAGGACAUUCAUGAUCAGUCAGUAGACUCGAAUAGUGAUGAUUCUCAAAAGGAAUAUUAUGUCAUUUCAACAACGUCUGUUACGAAACAAACAAAUCCUCUCAUAGAUUCAUAAUGUCCAUUUGGGAUAACGAGAAUUCAUCAAUUCAUUUCAUUCGCUCAAACCACAAUAAAAGUGGUACACAAAGUACAGAAUCUGUAUGUAUUAAUACAAAGAACAUCAUAGGAAUGUAUAUGAAUAUGCAAAUAAACAAUAUUGUAUAGUGAAAUAUAUUAAAAACCUAUGUAGAAAAAUCUUCUUUUUAAGCGCUAAGCGUAGCUUAAGCGCUUAUUGCCGCCAGUUGGAUUUUGCUUUCGUCAUCAUGUUUCCGGUUUAUCGCCACCUAUAGGCGAAUUCAUGCAUCGCUGUAGUCAAGUCGUGUUUAAAGUAGUCGUAAUUUUGCAACCGAUCAAGCACAGGGAUAACAUUCAUAUCUGCAGUUGCAUUUUUUCCCCCGGAAAUACAGUUCGUUGAACAGUGAAUAAAAUAUGUAUAAAAAGGGUGACAUUUUUGUCCUCAUUCUUGGGGAAAGUGAGACACAGAUGCAGGUCAUUCUUCAGUUAAAAUUCCCAUUUGAAUCUGCGUCUGUAAUAAUUAAAGUGAUUCAAAAUCUAAAAUUGAAUAAGAAUAUGUAUAUGAAACCGUUUUAGCUAGGGUGCCUUUGCAUUGUUACCUUCGCAUGGCCCUUAGAGGCCAGGAAAAUCAAUUUGCAUGGUGCAAUCUAUAAUUAGAAGCCACGUCAUUAAGCUAUACACGAAUCAGGAGGUUUUUCCACUUGUGUUUUGGCUGCUGUUCCGACUCAGUAAAAUUUUUGUCCGACGCAGCAAACAUUUGUGCAACACAGUAAAACAUUAACUGAUCCGCGUCCAUUGUGAACGAGAAAGAAUUUGUGCACGAUUAUGCUUUGACAGCGAAGGACAGAGAUCGGUGUCUCAGAAGGGUGAUAUUGCGUAACUGCUUACACCUUCCCCGAUCAUAUAUGUAAGUCGGUCAUGCAGAAAUUUAGAGGAUGCAACGGUGUAACUUAAGCUUACUUUAUUAUUUCUAAACGACCAAGAUAUUCUUCAGAAUCAUCGUCAACACAAUCAAAUUUGAUUUCGUGAUUUAGUUUCAAAAAUGAGACUAAAAAUAAUAGUCUUGGGGCAAGGAAAACAUAAAAGGUACAACAUUAUAUUAUAUUAUGGAAGACAAUACCCCGGUUUCAAGUAUUCAAAACACCGCGUGGAAUUUUACGAGGGCUGUAUACUGAAAUACAUAUGUUUAGAACAAGUGUUAGAUAAACAUUGGUAUUGUGUCAAGCAUGAAUGUGAAAUGGUUUGCUGUCCACAGCGUGUUUUCAAUUUCUUUGUACUUUAAACAAACAAUUGACAAUGACAUGCAUAUGCUACAUGUAUUUCCGAACGUACAAAUGAUGAAGGGGAGGGGCAUGGAUGUACUGUCGUUGUUCCCUGUCCCCACAUUUUGUUUUCGCUGAACGAUCUUUUCAUAUAAAAUAGAUGCAUUUAGUUUUUUGGUGAAAUGCCUCUUCAUUAUUUCUAACAGCGGUUUGAACAUAACCGUUUGAAAAUUACUUUUGUAACUUUUCAGUGCCUAGUUUGGGAUUCUCAUUUAUCUACAUUUACAUGUUGUAAAUUUUGCAUAUUUAUUGCGAGUCACUUCUGUUACGUUUUUUUGUUGUUUUUUUCAUAUUAGAACUCCUACACAAGCUUCGAAUCUUAUGGUUUUUUGCUAAGGUUAUUAGCAUUUUCAUAUAAAGAACUGUUUUAUAAAAUUAAAACAAUAGCAAUGUGUAUUACAUGUAUGUCUCAUUCAGACAAACGGAUGAGUCUCCUUUGCAAUAUGAAUAUUAGCUUAUAUGAAUAUUAGCUUUUACACAAGAAGUGUAAUACACACAAGUUGAGGAGUACAGCGUCUAAUGUACCUGUGUACAAACUCUUGGUUUUUUUGGUUGUUUUUUUUUUUUAGAUUUACGUAUAACAAACAAUCACUACAAUUGCUAAAUGUAAAUCAAUGCUUAUAUGUUAGUCUAAUUCAUCAUCAUAUUUGAAUUAGUAUAUCCUCUUGCACUAACUUUCAUGUUAAAAAUGAGCUAUCUCCACUCUUGUUGAUGACGCUGUAUUCAGUUUCAAAGUAAUAUUGCACAUGUAUGAUGAAUAUCUUUUCUAAAUAACUUACUAAAUUUUGUUUUCAGUUAUACAUGUAUUUAUCUGACUUAUUUGGAUUCAGAUUCUCUCCAACCUGAUUUUGAAUUGAAAAUAACUUCAUUAUUGAUUACAAAAAAUAAUUCCACUUUCAUGGUUUGAUUGCUAUUUACAGAUAAUUAUGCACUGGAUUCUGUAGUACAAGUCAUCCAGAUGCAUGUUUAUGUGUGUAUUUAAAUGAUUUCUGGUAAGGUAAUGAAAUGGAUGUAAAGCGUUUCAUAAUCCUGCAUUAUUGGUGUGUUUUGACAUGUGGCAUUUGUUAGUGUAUGUGGUUAUGUGAAAUUUUCUUUUUUGUCCAGUUUGUUUGUUCCUUUCUAUUAUAAGUGACUUACAUAUAUGUAUCAAACUAUUGAUUUGUUUCAUUUCAGUUAUAUUCUAAAAAUAUUUCAUACACUAUUUAACUGGAACACAACAGUAAGUUAGUUGCGUAAUAACAAUUGAACACUUUAUACCGAAAACUACCAUUACAAUUGUUUUCACAUUUACUACCAAAAAUGUUCUUCUCUAUAACAUCACAUCUGUAAGAGAAAAAGAUACAUAGUCAUGCAGAGCAUUUAAUGAUCUAGGGACCGGCGCAGAGCGGAUCAGAAACCCUUGCCUUGGGAAGAUGGGUGGGAGCUAAACAGGGUAUAAAGUGUUCAUUUGUCAAAUAUUUGAAUAACAUAGCCUUAAAUACUAUUGAUUGAUUGUAUCUUGUUUAACGUUCUUCUCAAUAAUUUUUAAUUCAUAUGGAGACGUCACCAAGACUGGUGAAGGGUUUCAAAUUUAGGCCUAUGCUCGGCGCUUACGGCCAUUGAGCAGUGAGGGUUCUUUAGCGCACCACACCUACUGUGACACGGGACAUCCGUUUUAAAGGCCAUCUCCGAGGACCCGUGACAUUCACACCUGAUGGCGUGAGUUUGGUGAUGGAACUGUCACUACCUGUUUAACGAACUAAGUCUGUCGCGGCCGGGAUUCGAACCCCGACCGCCCGCAUACAGAGCGAACACUUUACCUCUGGACCACCGCCGCGGUGGUAAUGCUAUUGAUAUUAAAUUCUGAUUAGAGAUAUUUAAUAAGAACAGGUAUCCUUUACCAAAAUUGUAAAUUUCAUGAUCCAAGGACAGGGUUUUAGUUUAGUGUGGGAUCAGAAUUAUUAUAGUGACCAUUCUUUUAACAACAUCAUAUAAAAUUUAUAUUUCAACGUGUUGAAAAGUUUCAGGACAUUGCUUCCAAUCCAUAUUUGUUAUUUUCUUACAGAAAAUGUACUACUUAGUUAUGAGAAACUAAAGAAUAAUGCAUAAACCUUUUUUUAAUGUUGUUCCUGCUCAUUAACAUUACAUACAGAACUCAUGAAGUCAGCUUAGCGCUUUUCAGUACUUUUUUUAUUGUGCGUAUUAAAAGAACAGACGAAUUCAUAUACAUAUAUAUCUUUGAAAUAAACAUAUAUACCCAGGUUUUAUAAUGUUUAUAUCGCAUUUUUUUCCACCAUGGAAAGUAAAAACCUAUAGAUUUGUUUUGGUGUUAAGUUUCAUUUAGAUAGCAAAUGUACAUGUAUAUAGCAUACUUCCAUAUACUAAUGUAAAUUGUAUCUGUAUAAUAGUGUUGUCUGUAUAUAUGUUUUCAGGAACACAUUGUGGACUAGUUCUUGAACUAAUUGAGCUAUCCUGUAUAAAUAAAGGCAUUACCAAGGU